Gorilla gorilla gorilla (western lowland gorilla) is the source of this 3832-nucleotide messenger RNA. It is a transcript of the gene MORC4, whose product is annotated as MORC family CW-type zinc finger 4. Gene Ontology annotation, cellular component: nucleoplasm; nucleus. Gene Ontology annotation, molecular function: ATP hydrolysis activity; zinc ion binding. The coding region runs from base 270 to 3083 and encodes 937 amino acids. The transcript has 17 exons. The record is from RefSeq and is a predicted model, not a curated record. NCBI's taxonomy places the organism in Eukaryota, Metazoa, Chordata, Mammalia, Primates, Hominidae.
CUGUACGGCCCAGAGGCAGCCCGGGCAGUCGCCGGGUCGGUAGAGGUGCUGACAGGGCGGAGCCGCCGCUUGCCUCAGCCGGCCUCACCCCUCCCGCCCGGGACAGGUGGCUGGAGCGCGCUCCGCCUCCGCCAGCUGCGAGUGGGAGCGAGGGAGGGCCGGUCCCGGACGGUCGCCGCCAGCUGCGAGUGGAAGUGAGCGAGGGCUAGUCCCGGACCGCCGGGCCAGGGGUCCGGCGGCAGCAGACGGGUACCGUGGCGGCCAAAAAAAUGCUCCUGUACCGAGGGGCCCCCGCCGGCCCUGGCGCGCCGGGCUGCGGGCUGGCCCGGCCCGGCGGCGGCCCGCAGGCCUUCGGGAUCCGCCUGAGCACGAUGAGCCCCCGCUACCUCCAGAGCAACUCCAGCAGCCACACGCGACCCUUCAGUGCCAUCGCGGAGCUGCUAGAUAAUGCUGUAGAUCCAGAUGUAUCUGCCAGGACGGUCUUUAUAGAUGUUGAGGAGGUCAAGAAUAAAUCUUGUUUGACCUUUACCGAUGAUGGAUGUGGGAUGACACCUCAUAAACUACACCGAAUGCUCAGCUUUGGCUUUACAGAUAAAGUAAUAAAGAAGAGCCAGUGUCCCAUUGGGGUCUUUGGUAAUGGUUUCAAGUCAGGCUCCAUGCGGCUAGGAAAGGACGCCCUUGUCUUCACCAAGAAUGGGGGUACUCUUACUGUUGGACUUCUAUCACAGACCUAUCUGGAAUGUGUCCAGGCCCAGGCAGUUAUUGUACCAAUUGUUCCAUUCAACCAGCAAAACAAAAAAAUGAUUAUUACCGAGGAUUCAUUGCCCAGCCUAGAAGCCAUCUUGAACUAUUCCAUUUUCAACCGUGAAAAUGACCUGCUGGCCCAGUUUGAUGCCAUCCCAGGCAAAAAAGGCACUCGUGUUCUCAUUUGGAACAUCCGCAGAAAUAAAAAUGGAAAAUCUGAGUUGGACUUUGAUACAGAUCAAUAUGACAUCCUGGUAUCAGACUUUGACACAGAAGAAAAAAUGACUGGCGGUGUUACCUCUGAGCUACCAGAAACAGAAUAUUCUUUAAGGGCAUUUUGUGGUAUUCUAUACAUGAAGCCACGCAUGAAAAUUUUUCUGCGUCAAAAGAAGGUGACUACCCAGAUGAUUGCUAAGAGCCUGGCCAAUGUAGAAUAUGAUACAUAUAAACCUACCUUCACAAAUAAGCAGGUGAGAAUCACCUUUGGGUUCUCUUGCAAGAAUAGUAACCAGUUUGGAAUAAUGAUGUAUCAUAACAACCGACUCAUAAAAUCUUUUGAGAAGGUGGGGUGCCAGGUGAAGCCAACUCGUGGAGAAGGUGUAGGAGUAAUUGGAGUCAUUGAGUGCAAUUUCCUAAAACCUGCCUACAACAAACAAGACUUUGAGUAUACCAAGGAGUACCGGCUAACAAUAAAUGCCCUUGCCCAGAAGCUCAAUGCUUACUGGAAGGAAAAAACAUCUCAAGAUAAUUUCGAGACCUCAACUGUAGCCAGGCCAAUACCGAAGGUUCCUGACCAGACAUGGGUUCAGUGUGAUGAGUGUCUCAAAUGGAGAAAGCUUCCUGGGAAGAUUGAUCCAUCCAUGUUACCUGCAAGAUGGUUUUGUUAUUAUAAUUCCCAUCCAAAGUACAGGAGAUGCUCUGUUCCAGAGGAACAAGAACUCAUUGAUGAAGACCUGUGCUUGAGCAAAGCUAAGAAACAAGAACAAACUGUUGAGGAGAAGAAGAAGAUGCCUAUGGAAAAUGAGAACCACCAGGUAUUCAGUAAUCCACCAAAGAUCCUUACUGUUCAAGAAAUGGCUGGAUUGAAUAACAAGACAAUUGGAUAUGAGGGAAUUCAUAGCCCUAGUGUGCUUCCUUCUGGUGGAGAAGAAAGCAGAUCACCAUCUCUUCAACUUAAGCCUCUGGAUUCCAGUGUUGUACAGUUUUCCAGUAAGUACAAAUGGAUCCUAGGUGAAGAACCGGUGGAGAAACGAAGAAGGCUCCAGAAUGAGAUGACAACACCUUCUCUAGAUUAUUCCAUGCCUGCUCCUUACAGGAGGGUAGAGGCACCUGUUGCCUACCCAGAAGGGGAGAACAGCCAUGAUAAAUCGAGUUCUGAGAGAAGUACACCACCAUACCUUUUCCCAGAAUACCCAGAAGCAAGCAAGAAUACAGGUCAGAAUAGGGAGGUUUCAAUUCUGUAUCCAGGGGCCAAAGACCAACGCCAGGGGUCCCUGCUUCCUGAAGAAUUAGAAGAUCAGAUGCCAAGAUUGGUGGCAGAAGAAUCUAACAGAGGUAGCACAACCAUAAACAAAGAAGAAGUCAACAAGGGACCUUUUGUAGCUGUUGUGGGUGUUGCCAAAGGUGUUAGAGAUUCAGGAGCUCCCAUUCAGCUGAUCCCUUUUAACAGAGAGGAGCUUGCUGAGAGACGAAAAGCAGUUGAAUCCUGGAACCCAGUGCCUUAUUCUGUGGCCUCUGCUGCAAUCCCUGCUGCAGCCAUUGGGGAGAAAGGAAGAGGCUAUGAGGAGAGUGAAGGUCAUAAUACACCAAAGAUGAAGAACCAGAGAGAGCUGGAAGAAUUGAAGAGAACCACAGAAAAAUUGGAACGUGUUUUGGCUGAAAGGAAUUUGUUCCAGCAAAAGGUGGAGGAGCUGGAACAGGAGAGGAAUCACUGGCAGUCUGAAUUCAAGAAAGUCCAACAUGAAUUGGUGAUCUACAGUACCCAGGAGGCGGAAGGCUUGUACUGGAGCAAGAAACACAUGGGUUAUCGCCAAGCUGAAUUCCAGAUUCUGAAAGCUGAGCUGGAAAGAACCAAAGAGGAAAAGCAAGAGUUAAAAGAGAAACUGAAGGAAACAGAGACACACCUGGAAAUGCUGCAGAAGGCUCAGGUCUCCUACCGGACCCCAGAGGGAGAUGACCUAGAAAGGGCUUUGGCAAAGCUUACGCGGCUACGUAUCCACGUCAGCUAUCUCCUUACUUCUGUCCUCCCUCACUUGGAGCUUCGUGAGAUCGGGUAUGACUCAGAACAAGUGGAUGGGAUCCUGUACACGGUGCUGGAGGCAAAUCACAUACUGGAUUGAGCACCAGACUGUAUACCCUUCUCUUCUCUUAUCUUCUGUCUGUUCUUUUUUCUCUCCGUCCCUCACAUCUCUCUCUUUCUCUCUCUCUCUCUUUCUCUGUCUGUCUCUCUCUCUCACCCUCACCUUUAUGCCUUAUAUAGAGAAUCUCUGUGUAAAUCCUGGCUCAUAAUCAGUCUCCUUUUUAUCAGUUUUGGUGUGGAGAAAGAGGCCAGUUUAAAUAGGCUUUCGAGAGUCUAGGAUCAGAAAAGCAAUAGUCACUAAGCUAGGUGACCUGAAAGCUUUAAUUUUCAUGACCUGGAUAUGUGGUCUAUUUUAUAUCUUUUUCUGAAAUGGUUUGUAUUCAUUUAGGUUAAAUCAAUCAGCAGAUAUUGGGUCCGGUAUACCAGGUAUUUUGGGGUAAGCUAACAAGUACAACUCAUGUUUGCAGCCUUCGAAGAUGUAACAAUCUCGUUGGAAACAUAAGACAUACAUCACAUUAUACACAAAAGUGUAUGAUAUGUACAACUGAGUGGUACAGAUAUGACAUGGAAGAUCUGGGGGAGGAAGUUCAAGGAAGGCACCACACCAGAAAUGGGACCUAAAUUAAGGCUUAAAGAAUGAGCAUGGCUACACUGUCAGUGAGUGUUCUUUAGGUGGUAGGACUAUGGUUGAUAUUUUUCUUCUUCCUAUCUUCCUGCCUUUUUCAGAUUUUCAAUAUUAAACCUGUUAUUCUUACAUUGGAAAAAAUAAAUUGUUUUUAAAAAGAUCAA